AAAAAAAAAAAAAAAAAAAUUAAUCAAAGAAGAUAUAAGGGUUUAUAGUAAGAGGGUAAAGGAUGGUAGAGGUAUCAUAUAUUCAUAUAUUCCAUAUGUUAAUAAUAAUAUAUUUGACAUAUACUGUAAAAGAAAUGAGUAUAUUAUUUAUUUUUAUUUAUUUCUUCUCCUUUCCCUUUUUUUACCCUCUUCCUUUUUUUUUACACGUUAAUAGAUUAUAUAUAAAGUACUUUGAAUUUAUUAUAUCAUUAAUUAUAUGAAUAUAC
Messenger RNA from Rhizophagus irregularis DAOM 181602=DAOM 197198, 266 nucleotides. The record is from RefSeq and is a predicted model, not a curated record. Lineage: Eukaryota; Fungi; Glomeromycota; Glomeromycetes; Glomerales; Glomeraceae.